AUGCCCGCUAUGGCACGUCUCAGGGCGGCCAGUCCCUCGGUCAAAGCGCGUGAGGCCACCGCCGUCUAUUCCGAAACAAAGUGCUUCCACGCCGAGGGCGCCGUGGUGGCGAUGGCUACAAGCCACAACAGCACCAUGUGGCUCGCGAUGCAGGACGGGCGUGUAGAGGUGCGCGACGUGCACACUGGCCAAGUCGUGCAUACCUUCGCCGUCGCCGGUGUGUAUCAGCGGCGCAACAAGGUUUGGUGCAUGCUCUCCGUCUACGACGUCGUCCAUCAGGAGGCGCAGCUGUGGAUGGGGCUGAGUUCUGGCGCGAUUGAGGUUUACACAGAAAAGUACCAGCUGCGCCGGCAGCUCAGCAAGCACCUCUCCGGUGUGUACUGCCUCGCCCAGUACCGCGGCGAAGUUGCCUACGCGGGCUCGAGCGACUUCACCAUCACGCAGUGGCGCGUCGCGGAUGGGCAACUGCUGCGCGUUCUGACAGGACACAGCAACUACGUUCGUUGUCUCUACGCCGAAGGCAAUGCCCUCGUGAGCGGAUCGGACGACAGCACGGUUCGCGUCUGGGAUACCGCCAGCGGCGCGUUCCUACAGCAGUAUAGCCACCUGCACCACGAGAGCGGCGGCGUCUCGGCACUCUGCCGUGUGGGGACGGCAAUGUGGUCAGGCGACCAAAGCGGCGUGAUUGCGGUGUGGCGGCUGAAGGAUGGCGAGGUGCUGCUCGUGUGCCGCCAGGUGCAGGGGCGUGUCAUGUCUCUCCGCAAGGUGGGGGCGCGGGUGUACGCCGGUAGUGCUGAAGGCUGUAUUUACGUCUUCAACGCAGGGGACUGCACGGUCGUGAAUCGCCUCCAUGAUCACGUGGGCAGCAACAUCUCCGCCAUCGCCUGCGCCGUUGAGGUGAACCGCUACUUUGUGUGGUCUGGAAGCGCAGACAACACGAUACAGUGCUGGCACCACGAUGAGCACCAGCCUAUGACAGCAGAGCGCGAGGGAGCUUUGGACAUGCAGUGGUAUUACACGACACAGCUGCCGUACCUGCAGGCAAACGAGGCGCUGCUGGAGCAGCAGCGAGAGCUGGCGGAGCUCCUGGUCCUCUCCAGCGGCUCCGACGACGUUGUGCGUAGUUUCUUGGACAGCCUAGGAGAAGGCCGUGAGACGGCUGCCGCGCGGUACUGGCUCCUGGAUGGUAAGGUAAAGCAGAUGCAGAAGCGGUACGACACAACGGAGCAGGCGACGUGCGCGAUCGACGCUGCGGUAGAGCGGAAGACGCACACGUUGGAAGUGCUGCGCCGACAGCUGGCUCGCUUGACGGAAGCCCUCAACAGUGCCAGACAGCGGCCGCCGGUGCCUGCCUCUAGUGCCGCCGCCGCUUCAGCCGUGCCGGGAGGAGCAUCAGUCCCAACCCCCCCAACUGUUACUGGGCCCCCCGCAGUGCUUGCCAAGGUGGCGCCACCCCUGGUCACCGCUCCGCCGCCACCAGAUGCGUCGGCGUUGUCCACAUCGUCACCUCUAGGCACCGCCGUGCCGCCGCGGCCCUCUACGUUUGUUUCUGCUCUCCCCUGUGCUCCUCCACCACCCCCGCUGCAGACGACGGUGGCUGCUACCCCGCUGCCACCGCCGCCGCCGCCCAAGGUGCCCGCGCCUGAGCGCACCUCCUCCUCGCCUUAUAUUGUCACGGAGGCACAGGUGACCCUCAGUCGCAGUUACGAACCGGUGCUCAGCUCCCUGCCUCCACUGCCGAAAGCGGCGGUCCCCCCUCCACCUACCCAUGGCAUGGGAACCCUUGGCGAGUUGCCCGCAAAAACCACUGCACCACCGCUGACUCGCCGGAUGUCAUUUUAG
This is a messenger RNA of Leishmania mexicana MHOM/GT/2001/U1103, 1842 nucleotides long. RefSeq lists its product as hypothetical. Lineage: Eukaryota; Euglenozoa; Kinetoplastea; Trypanosomatida; Trypanosomatidae. Gene Ontology annotation, molecular function: protein binding. The record is from RefSeq and is a predicted model, not a curated record. The coding region runs from base 1 to 1842 and encodes 613 amino acids. The transcript has a single exon.